Molecule: messenger RNA, 1149 nt
Organism: Acaulospora colombiana
Lineage: Eukaryota; Fungi; Glomeromycota; Glomeromycetes; Diversisporales; Acaulosporaceae
Source: the annotation of a GenBank genome assembly
CUGCUGGAACGAUGUCUUCAAGUCAACUACUUCCCCGUAUGAAACGCGAACUAGGUAGAGUUCAUAUAUCCUUCGUACGCGUCAUUUGUUAUACAGAGCUGCCAGUUAAGAUAAUGCGUCGACUAUCACUAUUCAUAGAAAUGUUGGAACGGGACGCACCGCCUGGCAUUGUGUGCUACCCAGCAGACGACAGUUUCAUGCGAUUUUGCGCCCAGAUAAAGGGACCGAAAGACACACCAUACGAGGAAGGCAUGUUUAAAGUAGACGUGCAAAUUCCCGCACGCUACCCCAUGGAACCACCCAAAAUGCAAUUCGUCACACCAAUCUACCACCCGAAUAUCGACGACGCUGGAAGAAUAUGCCUUGAUAUACUAAAAAUGCCACCUAACGGAUCCUGGAAACCUUCUCUAAAUAUUUCUACUACGUUAACUUCUUUGAGUCUUUUGAUGGCAGAACCCAAUCCGGAUGACCCACUUUUAGUUGAAAUUGCUAGUGAAUAUAAGGAAAAUCGAUCCUUGUUUCUUCGUAAAGCACGAGAAGCGACCUCAAAGUAUGCAGUUGAUGACAAGAAAACUCGUAACACAAAGGGUGAUGUUGAAAGUCCCGAAUCUAUACUGUCGACCAACGCUUGCGUUAUAAAAGAUACUGAAAAUUCCGAAUCCAUACCACCGACUGAUGUCCCUGUUCUAGAGAUACAUUCAAGGGAUAUUACUCAAGAAUGCACAGUGGAUUCCAAUGACGAAGGUGCUUCAAAAACUCCGGAGGGUGCACUAACAGUUGACGGUCGCAUCUCGCAAACAAUUCUUGAACCAUUUUGUGCACAAGGUUGUAACAUGAGGGACGACAAAGGACCGACGGUGGAAUUCGGCAAUCUGGAUCGUUCCGAGAAAAGAAAGCCUUUUGGUGAUCUUACUAAUCAAAAGGACAGUCUGAAAGUGAAUCGUUCAAAAAAGUCAUUAAGUGAAAUUAUCAAAAAACAUUCAAGCGAGAGAAAACCUUUGGGUGACCUUACCAAUCGAAGUACCAACGUAACUGUGAAUCAGAUUUCGGGAACAAAGGUGCGGGCAGAAAAAAGGAAGCUUUUAGAAGACAAUCUGCAGCAAACUUGUGAUGCGGCAAGUGCAAUGAAUAAGCUUCCAGAGGCUGAUG